AUGGUUUCAUACAAAGUGGCCGGUUUAUUGUGCUUGGUGGCCGUCGCCUUCGCACUCCCAGCUCAGGAGGAGGCUCGCGGUUCCCGCAACGCCAUCCAAACCGAGAACGACCUUCUGGACGCCAUCUCCGCCGACUGCCUCCGCAAGGACUCCAUGUCGUGUGUCAAGUACAAGUUGUUCUCUUUCGUGGACAAGAUGCUCGGCCAAAAGGAUACGAUUACAGUGACCGAGGGUGUGCAAAUCGUCAAGACUGAAGGCGGAGAACCAGAGGGAGCACCGCGCGCCCUCAACGGUGACGAAACCAUCGAAUCGUUGAUCCUGAACAGGGUCGCCCGUUUCCUCGAAUCUCACACCAUCAAGAUCGACCUGAAGGGAAGCGAGAUCGUGAACGCCGUCAGCAGCACGGCCAGAUCUUUCGGAGAUGUCAUGGAGAGCAUCACCGACGAUGAGCCAGCCACCGAGGAAGCCCGUGGCAAGAAGAAGAAGGUCCAAAAGGUGCUCGGCCCAUUGAUGGCUGCCGCCGCCUUGAAAAUGGCCAUCUUAGGAAAACUCGCUUUGGCCGCGAUCGCCCUCAUCGCCGGUAAAGCCCUUCUCGUCGGUAAAAUCGCUCUCGUCCUUUCCGCCAUCAUCGGUCUGAAGAAACUGUUGGGAGGACAAGGAAAGCACGUCACCUACGAAGUCGUCUCUCAUCCACAACACUCUGCCUCUCACACCGCCUCCCACGAGACCGUCUACGGCGGCAGCGGCGGCGGAUACGGCGGUGAUGUAAGCGGUGGAUACAGCGCUGGUGGUUCUUCCUCUGGACACGGUGGAUGGGGAAGGGCUCUCGAUGCCCAGAAGAUCGCCUACAGGGCGCACGCUCAGCAGUAAAUGGAGCAUCGGCUAGUCCGGCCCCUGUACCUGCCAAUCCUCUCAGCGAGCCUUUCUAGUUCCGU
Molecule: messenger RNA, 935 nt
Organism: Nicrophorus vespilloides
Lineage: Eukaryota; Metazoa; Arthropoda; Insecta; Coleoptera; Silphidae
Exons: 1
Coding region: 1-870 (289 amino acids)
Source: RefSeq, a predicted model, not a curated record